Hippocampus zosterae (dwarf seahorse) is the source of this 3786-nucleotide messenger RNA. RefSeq names its product glyoxylate reductase 1 homolog (Arabidopsis) (gene glyr1). Bases 85 to 1602 code for a protein of 505 amino acids. Gene Ontology annotation, molecular function: NADP binding; NAD binding; oxidoreductase activity, acting on the CH-OH group of donors, NAD or NADP as acceptor. The record is from RefSeq and is a predicted model, not a curated record. The transcript has 16 exons. Lineage: Eukaryota; Metazoa; Chordata; Actinopteri; Syngnathiformes; Syngnathidae.
GCGGGGCUUCGCUUCCUGAUUAGUGGGCGUGUGAAGUGUUGUCUUUUUCUCUCGUUCGUUGCGACGUUUUAUUCGAGUUACAAGAUGGCGACGGUGCAUCUGAGAAUCGGCGAUCUCGUGUGGGGGAAACUUGGCCGCUAUCCACCAUGGCCAGGAAAGAUUGUUAGUCCGCCCAAGGAUCUGAAAAAGCCAAGGGGAAAAAAAUGCCAUUUUGUGAAAUUCUUUGGAACUGAAGACCAUGCUUGGAUCAAAGUGGAGCAACUGAAGCCCUAUCAUCCUCACAAAGAGGAGAUGAUCAAAAUAAAUAAGGGCAAGCGCUUCCAGCAGGCUGUUGAUGCAGUGGAAGACUUCCUUAAAAAAUUGAAGGGGAAAGAACAGAACUCUGAAGGUAAAGGAGACUCCAAAGGAAAGAAGACUCCUAAAAAACCACUAAAAAUACUGGAUGAGGACGAUGAGGAUCUCAGUGCCUUGAGGGACCCCUCUGAGAAGGACUUAACUGACUCUGACCCUGAGCCGUCCACUAUUGAGAGGCUGGGGGCUGCACCUGGAUUCAAAUGGGAAAGCAGUCCUGUGAAGGAUGACCCACAUUUUCAUCACUUCUUACUUAGCCAGUCUGAGAAGCCUGCCUCGUCCAUGGAACCGAUAAGCAAGCGCCUAAAAAUUAUUGAAGAGGAUACAGCAUCAACAUCCAUUCAAGCGGCAGACAGCACAGCCAUUAAUGGCAGCGUCACACCAACAGAUAAAAGGAUAGGAUUCCUUGGUCUGGGGCUGAUGGGUAGCGGCAUCGUAUCCAACCUGUUGAAAAUGGGUCAUGUUGUCACAGUCUGGAACCGUACAGCAGAAAAGUGUGACCUUUUCAUCCAAGAAGGUGCCAGGUUGGGUCGAACUCCUGCAGAAGUGGCUUCAAUGUGUGACAUCACAUUCUCAUGUGUGUCUGACCCAAAAGCUGCCAGAGAUUUGGUUUUGGGUCCCAGUGGAGUGCUGCAAGGAAUCAGGCCGGGCAAGUGCUAUGUCGAGAUGAGUACAGUUGACCCAGAGACCAUUACCAAACUCUCACAGGUGAUCACAUCACGGGGUGGACGUUUCCUGGAGGCUCCAGUGGCCGGAAGCCAGCAGCUCUCUAAUGACGGGAUGUUGGUCAUCUUGGCAGCCGGUGACCGAACGGUUUAUGAGGACUGCAGCAGCUGCUUUCAGGCCAUGGGCAAGACUUCCUUCUUCUUGGGCGAAGCAGGAAAUGCAGCAAGGAUGAUGCUCAUCCUCAACAUGGUGCAGGGCAGCUUCAUGGCCACCAUUGCAGAAGGACUCACUCUGGCGCAGGCUACUGGCCAAUCACAACAGACCUUCUUGGACAUCCUAUGCCAGGGCCAGAUGGCAAGCACCUUUGUGGAUCAGAAAUGCCAAAAUAUCCUACAAGGCAACUUUAAGCCAGACUACUAUUUGAAGCACAUUCAGAAGGAUUUAAGGCUAGCCAUCUCCAUGGGUGAUAUGGCCAACCAUCCAACUCCAAUGGCUGCAGCUGCCAAUGAGGUGUACAAGAGGGCCAAGGCACUGGACCAGUCAGACAAUGACAUUUCUGCAGUCUACAGAGCCUACAUUCAUUAGAUUGAGGUGUGACUUCCUGUCUGGACCACAGUCUUUAAUCCUUCAUUAUUUCCCCUAUUGAUGUAACAAGUUUUAUAUUUUUAAUUCUAGUUUUAUUUCAUGCUUUUUUUUUUGCCUGCUUGGUUAUAUGCCGACAACUGAUGGGAUUGCAAUUUCUUCAUUAUAGGGAACAUUGAACAUUGCACUGACCUGAAGGGAAGAUGUGUGUUUAGUGCCCUAAACAAGGUUGUACUACUGCAAGUGGAGGCCGCUUAUCAGACCUCUGAAAUUAGACUCGUGGUGAAAGUAAUAUAGGUUGUGUGUGAAGGUGCGAUUGAGGUGUCCAGAACCACAGAAGAGCAGGUUGUCCAGUCCCAGCCCACAUGGCUUGCUGUCAGGUUUUGACUGCAUCACCCCCAAGUAUUCUUAUGUCCAAGUGAGUUAAUUUAAGUUUGUCUGUGAAUCUACUCUUUAUUAAGUGUCUACAAUUCUAAGAGGAAAACUGGGAGAACAUUGCCUUAAAAUAGUACACCCUCAACUCUUUCAUUGGAUUUAUUUAUUUGUGAGGUCCUCAUUGGAGUUUGUAAUGCAUUAUUUCUGUAUUUGACGAAGACAAUGGAGGCUUAUUGGAUGUCCUGGCUACAGUAAGGCUGACAGCCUUAAAACACAGUCAGAAUUUGGCAUCAUCAAGUUUUGAGAUUUUCAUCGUUUGAUUCAUUUUUUAGUUUGGAAUUCUCAUGCUUUUAUUUUAUACAUAUAAAUUAUCCUGGAGUGAGGGGAAUCCGCUUUUGAGUUAUAUUUUAAUUGAGAUGGGCCCCAAUGUUUCAGGAUUUCUUGUUUCUGGUUGUUAGGGGGGGGGGGAUAUGAUCUAUGUUCUGCUAGGGAACAUUGAACCAUGCCUCAUUAAAAAAAAAGUUUUUAUGUGACAGAGUUGUUUCACUGACUGAAAGCUGUAGAAUAAAUAUGAUAUUCUUAGCAGCAACUUUUUGUUUUUGUUCAGUCACUGGCACCCUACUUAGAGCAAAUAACUUGCCGACGCUCAUCAGUUUGAUAUAUUUUGUUAUUUUGCAGAUCUGGACCUAGAAACAGAUGCUUAGGUCAUGGAUAAAUCUAUUGUUGUGGUUACUGCUAUUGAUGGGGGGUGAGGCUGUGCUAAAAAUGUUACACAUAUAAUUAUGACAGGAAGACUUGAUCGGCUUAAAUAUUAUGUACAGUAGCAUGCAUACCAACACACGCCAUGCUCAGUUGCGUAAUGCCCCGUUUAGUUUUGUUGUUUUUAAGCAAAAGUAUGACUGCAUUUAACUAGGCAGUGAAUGCUUGCGAACGUAACGCAAUUUGGGUUUUUGUCAGGGAUUCUAAAAGGUUGCAAACCAUUUAUCUUGUCUGUAAGAAAAUUUGAACGUUUAACAUGUUCACAAGCAUUUGCCAAUUGAGGUGUAUGGGGGAAGUCAACUCAAAGAUGUUCUUAACAAUAAUACGUUGCAUGUAGCCCAACUAAUCUGUAACACUGUAUUCUGAUCAGCAUUACGUGAGUGAGACAUGACUUUAGCAUCAAAAUCCAGCCAUUUUUAUCCAUCUCGGGGCUCAGCUUGCGAAUGUCACAUGACCAAACUCAGAAAACAGGCGAGCCGCGAUUGGUCGUUAACCUAGCCCGAGCAACUGUGAUGUCAUCUUCGGCGGCAGCAAGUGGCGAUCCAUCCGCGCCCCCCUGAGAUGGAUCAAGACGGGUAGCUUUUGCAUAUCCCACAAAUGCAGUAUUAAUCAGAGUACCGUGUUUAGUCUAAUGGGGUUGCAUAAAAUACGUAAUUUUGGGGUGUUGAUUUCCCCUUGAAGCCCAUCAUAAGUUGGCAAACCGUAUCAAGUUCAGUAUCUUUUCAAUCUGGAUGAUUCUACGUUUGUAAUACACGCACACACACACACAGUUGGAGGAUGUUUUAGAAGCCAGGUGUAAAUAGCACCAUGAGUUUGUUGGAUAUCUUCAGUUACUGGCAUAAACUCUUUUGACUCUUCUGAGCAACUAAGUCUUGUCCUAAUACUGUAGAAGUGUAAAUUGAUAUGUAAUCAAAUCACAUGCCCAAAAUGUGGAGAUUGUUUUAAGGAUGACGGCAACCUAUGGUAAUUUGGGGGAUAUUUAUGAUUCGAACAUGUGGAAUUUCAAGACUUUUGUGCUGUUUAAUAAAUCCUCUCCUCAUUUCUGACAUCAAA